GGGUGUGUUUAACAGAAGGAAGCAAUGGAGACCUGCCUGUCAGCCAGCCUUUAGAGCUAAUUAGCUCAGCACACAACAAAGAUAAGUGAGCCUGGGAGGAGGGCCCCCUGAGGGGUCUUUAGAUUCUGGGAAAUGUCUGAUUGGCAGAUGUUAAAGGGAUUCUUGGUAAUCCUGUGCAUCAAUGAGCUGCACAAAUUCAGUCCAGGACUGCAGGAAUUCAGGCAUGAGGACCCUGUGCAGCAGGCUCACACAGGCAGACCCGAGAUGGACAGAACCUUGGAAUCCUUGAGACACAUCAUUGCCCAAGUGUUGCCUCACAAGAGACCCGCUCUAGUCUUCAAAGAUUUGAAUGUGGUGUCAAUGUUGCAGGAGUUUUGGGAAGGCAAGCAGCAACAGAGGGCUGCAUUCCCCAGUGAAGGCCUGGUGGUGUACGAGUCCCUUCCAUCUCCUGGGCCACCCUUUGUGAGUUAUGUGACCCUUCCAGGGGGAAGCUGUUUUGGCAACUUUCAGUGCUGCUUAAGUAGAGCUGAAGCCAGACGGGAUGCAGCUAAAGUGGCCCUAAUCAACUCCCUCUUCAAUGAGCUUCCCUCUCGAAGGAUCACCAAGGAAUUCAUUAUGGAGAGCGUGCAGGAAGCAGUCGCCUCCACUAGCGGCACCCUGGAUGACGCGGAUGACCCCAGCACCAGCGUCGGAGCCUACCACUACAUGUUGGAGUCGAACAUGGGGAAGACCAUGCUGGAAUUUCAGGAGCUGAUGACCAUUUUCCAACUGUUACACUGGAAUGGAAGCCUGAAGGCCCUGCGUGAAACAAAGUGUUCCCGACAGGAAGUCAUCUCCUACUAUUCCCAGUACUCCCUGGAUGAAAAGAUGCGCAGCCACAUGGCCCUGGACUGGAUCAUGAAGGAGCAGGAGACCCCAGGAAUUCUCUCUCAAGAGCUACGAAUGGCCCUGAGGGAGUUGGAGGAAGCCAGGAAAGCAGGACAAGAACUACGGUUUUACAAAGAAAAGAAAGAAAUCCUGAGUUUAGCCCUGACUCAGAUCUACAGCGAUCCUGACACUUCCUCACCCAGUGAUGACCAACUGAGCCUCACUGCCCUUUGUGGCUAUCACUAGCCAGGCCGGGUUCCAACUCCUCUAGAGGCUGGCAGAGCCCACACUAACAUUAGGGAGCUCACUAAAGGAGAGAUUACGGGAGGCUUUAGCACCUACAGCUAGUACCUGAAGGUGGUACUAAUUCUCCCCGCCCAUUUCAUUCACAGAAUCUGGCAGCAGUAAGACCUUCAUAUAUGGGACCCAACCUCCCACUCAAUGCUAUUUUUUAUUUUUUUCCCAUCACACUCCCAAUAGUUCUACCUCAAAAUGAAAGGAUAGAGACAGGAUGGCUUGAAAAAUAUUUUCCAAGUUCGGCUCCAGCCUAAGGCCCAGUUGACAUGUGACCUGCUAGAUUAUAUAUGUUGUUUCAAAGAAUGGGCCAGGGCAGCAUCCCCCAAAAGAAUAUCAGGCAGGAUUGGGGAAAAUAGCAUGAUAGCAAUUUUUAUUAAAUAGAAAACAUGGGUUGGGAUUAAAUAAAAACAUGGAUUGUUUGUUAAAGAUUCAAAGAUCAGAGUUUUUUCCUAAGCUUUGUAAACUAAGAGAGCUUACACUCUACUAGCUACAAACCAAAUCUACAGUGAGAACUUUAUGUGGACAUCCCACUAUCAGAGAUCUUGAAGUGAUAGCAUGAAAAUACUGAAAAAAAUCAAUGUGAUUUAAAAUGCUGUUGUGAUAAUAAUUUUUUUAAAUCCACACCCUUCCAUAUCACCUACAGUAGAUCCCUUAAAAAGAAUCUUCAAGUAGAAUGAAUAUCCAAUUUUUAUGAGUUUUGCAAUCAGUCAUGUUCAUUUCUAAUUUGCAAUAAAUAACUUGAAUUGAUUUGUUUUUAUUUGUGCCACCACAGUCAUAUAUCUAUCAUGGGGAAGGUUACUGGCAUUUUAAAGGUUGAAACAUUUUGAAAAAUUAUAAGCAUUUAAUAAUGUUGCAUUUAAUUAAUUUCUCAUGUACUAGAGAGAAGGAAUCUUCAGCUGCCUUCACUAUUGUUUGAGAGCAUAAGCCACCAGUAGCUCAAAUCUAUUGCCAUUUUUAAGUUUAAAUUGCUGGAAUCUUCUUUAAAGAAAGUAAGACAUUGCCAUCUCUCUUUGAAAAGAGCUUGGGCCCAACGGCUGAUUAGAAAGCCAAAAGCAAAUACAAACUAAAUUUUAGAUGGUUGGUGGUCAUUCAAAUUUAUAGUGGCAGCGGUGACAACUUUAACUCUUGUAGGUAUUUCCGUAUAUAUAACACGGAAAGGAGUCCCUUGUAUUUAGUCCAAAAAUUCAAAUUAAAAAAAAACAGUUUUCUCAAUUUUAAAUAAGUUUUCUUUUCCUUCUUGUUUAGGCAAAUGGAAACUAAUUUUCCUGAAAGAUAAAACUAUUAUAGCUACUUUAAAUUUAUAAAAAUAUGAUACUUUAGCCUUCUAUCUAAAUAUGUAGCAAAGUAUUUGGCACUCCUUAAAUCCCUAUGAAUACUAUUAUGUAUUGAUCAUAUAUAUUUUGGAAUUAGUCAUAAUAAUUAAAACUUAACUUCACAUAUUACAUUUCCCUCACUGGGGGAAAUUUACCUGCAUAUCUGCCCCACACUAAAGUUUUGAAAAGGUAAUACUAUGUAACAUUAUAUACAUUUUAUUUAAAAAUAUUGUUUUAACAAAAAUCACAUUUCUCCCCGUAAUGAGGCUUAAUGUCACCUAGAAGAAAAUUUUGUUCCCUUAUAUUCCCCCUAAAAGAAUCAGAAUUAAUGUUUAUAAGUUGAAUAAAUUUUGAGGAAACCACCUAUCUACAGUAGUUUUUAAAAUAAAGUCAUUACUCUUUAUCAUUCGCAAAAAGCCACAGUUUCCUGCACUGAGUGUAGUUAAAGGCAGGUCCACCUUUACUGCAAUUGCAGCCUUUGACAAUGGCUGCUCAAGCUGACGCCAUCUGAAUAGAUGCAGGAACGGGAAUCAGCUGGGAAAAUAUCACAUUUGCUUUCUGCUCUACAAUUAGCAAAUGGAACCCAUUGUGUUCAUGGAGAAUAGGAGCUCUCCCUCAGCCACUAUCUGUUUUUCCUGGCUGGUGCAAACUGUUUCCUCCUCCCAGAAUGGCAUGGAAGCUACAGCAAAGGACACAAAGGCCAGAUUCUUCACCAGUGCUGGUCCCUCUGAUGGUCAUUCAUAUCACAUCAAUUUGAGUUAAGACAUCAUGGCUGUCAAUACAUCACGAAAACCUCUAUAAUCCUGGCCCAGAGCAGAGCAGGGUUGAAGAGCAAAGUAGAAUAUUAUCAUUUUUCCUUUUCUAUACCCUGUUCCCAAUCACACACUGUAUUGAAGGGGACCAGAGUGGAGGAGUCUCGAUGUAAGUGUAUGGAGCUCUGGGUCCUAACCUUUAGUGGUUGUAAAGCCUUUGUGGUUAUAAACCCUAUGGACCUUCUCCUAAGAAAAUAGAAGUAAGCAUAUACAAUUAAAAUUACACAGACAGUUUCAGAGAAUAUGUGAACCUCCCCAAAUUCCUUGGAUUUCUCUGCCCAAGAACCCCCAGUUUGGAAAUCUUAAUUUGAACACAUGCUUAUGGUCUCAUAAACUUCUCAGCAGGGACCUAACCUCACUUGGACAUAGCCCCUGCAAGCUAUUUCUAAGAGAAACGUCAUUUUUCUUAAAUAUAAAAUUGCCCUGUUUUUAGACAAGAGAUAAGUUUAAUUUUCAAACUAUCCAAAUACAUUUGGCUGUUAUGGAGGGAAAAAAAAAAACAGCCUGAAGUAAACUGGUCACUAAAUUCACAUGAAUGUAUCAAUCCCACAGAUUCAAUAAAGUCAUUGUUCCUCCAGUGA
Molecule: messenger RNA, 3870 nt
Organism: Phyllostomus discolor (pale spear-nosed bat)
Lineage: Eukaryota; Metazoa; Chordata; Mammalia; Chiroptera; Phyllostomidae
Gene: LIX1
Product: limb and CNS expressed 1
Exons: 6
Coding region: 133-1113 (326 amino acids)
Biological process (GO): autophagosome maturation
Cellular component (GO): cytoplasm
Source: RefSeq, a predicted model, not a curated record